AAGCAAGUUAGUAGUGUAUCUCUUUGCAUUGCAUUGCUUUGCUUUGCUGUGUGCUGUGCUGUGUUGGGUGCCAGAGUCUUCUUCGCUGAGGGAGAGCAUUUAUUUUUCCAUUGUGGAUGAGAAAGGCUGCUGCUGCUGCUGAUAUGUCGCACUACCACCACUACUACUACUACUACUAGUGAGUGAGUGAGUGAUAUAUGCCAAGACAGACAGACGGUGCUGGUGGUGCUGGUGUUGCUACAACACCUCUCCUUCCACGCCUUCUCCUCCUCCUCCUCCUCGGGUGAUGUGAUACUACUACUGCUGCUGCUGAUUUGCCGGAAAGGAAGGAAGGAAGGGCGUCGUGCACUUUGGUGGAGUUUCUCGCGUUUUCGGUUUCCGCGUGCUGAGUGUCGACGCUUCGGCUGCGGCUAGCGCGCGAGAGUGGGAGGGCGAGGGUUGUGACGCAACGGGACGCUGUGCUUGUGCAUUCACAGCGAAAUCUGUUCUUUCGUUCUACGUGGGACCAAUUUGAGAGUCGAUUGACGGGUGAAAGAAGAAGCUCGGGGCUAUGGGUGACCAGGCGGACAACAAGCAUGUUCAGGCACCAAUCCCCUCUCUCGCUGAAGAGGAGGCAAUCAUGAAGAAGAAAUAUGGCGGUCUUAUGCCUAAGAAGCCUCCACUGAUCUCCAAGGAUCACGAGCGUGCCUUCUUUGAUUCGGCUGACUGGGCUCUUGGAAAGGUUAGGCUACUCCAUCCAGAUCAGGGUGGAGCACCUCCAGGUCAGAAGCCGCGCAGUCUUAUGGAGACUCUGCGACCUAAACUUCAGCCUUCAUCUCAUCAGUCGGGUUCAUCACGACGAUCAUCUCUUCUUGCAGCCGAAGGGGAAGGUGAAGGCCACGUUGACGGUCAAGGUGAACCUGAGAAUGCAACUAACGGCGGGCCAGCUCAAAGCUGAGAACUUUUCGCAGGGUCUGUGCAGGAGAUCCCAGCUUUUGCACUAAAAUUUGUACUCAUUUCUAGUGCUGACGAACGGUGGAUACUCAUAAUCUGGAAGAAAAUAGUUUUUCACAUCUUAUGCGACUUAUUUCGUUUUACAUUUUUUACUUUUUGGGGGAAGUUGAAGAGUAUGCUGAAAGUAACGUGUCUUUGGAGUGUAUGUUUGAUGUGAGGUAUCAGUUGAGGAUGAACUGCCGUCUCCAGUGUUGAGAUCUGAGUAUUGUGACCAUCUCUAGAGCUGUUGAGCCCACAUUUUCUCUCUUAUCA
Molecule: messenger RNA, 1245 nt
Organism: Physcomitrium patens
Lineage: Eukaryota; Viridiplantae; Streptophyta; Bryopsida; Funariales; Funariaceae
Source: RefSeq, a predicted model, not a curated record